CUCCAUCUCUCUCCUGCUGAGAGCUUGAGAACUCUCCUUCAAUGGCCUUGUCUCUUGCGCGAAAUCCCAUUCAUCGAUCCCUUUCGUCCUUUCGUUCCAGGGCCUUCAAGUGCUCCAUGGCGGCGAGCUCGAUCCGUGUGGGAGCCGUUCAGAUGACCUCCACCAACGAUAUCGAAGCCAACUUCAACACCUGCUCUCGUCUCGUCAAGGAAGCAUCAAUUGCUGGUGUAAAGUUGCUUUGCUUUCCGGAGGCUUUCUCCUUUGUGAGUAGCCGAGAUGGUGAGUCUCUUGAGAUUGCUGAACCUAUCGAUGGGCCUAUUAUGCAGAGAUAUUGUUCUCUGGCAAGAGAAUCAAAUAUUUGGUUAUCACUUGGAGGCUUCCAAGAGAAAGGUCCAGAUGACAACCACCUUCAUAAUACUCAUGUUUUGGUUGAUGAUACUGGGAGCAUCAAAAGCUUAUAUAGGAAGAUACAUCUGUUUGAUGUGGAUGUCCCUGGGAAUAUGGUUUAUAAGGAGAGUAAUUUUACCACACCAGGUGAUGAUAUUGUUGUUGAGGACAGUCCUGUUGGGCGCUUGGGUCUUACAGUCUGUUAUGAUAUCAGAUUUCCUGAGCUAUAUCAGCUGUUAAGGUUUCAACAUAACGCCCAGGUUUUGUUGGUACCUGCUGCUUUUACCAGAGUGACUGGGGAGGCACACUGGGAAAUUCUUCUGCGUGCUCGAGCAAUUGAGACCCAGUGUUAUGUAGUUGCAGCUGCUCAAGCUGGAAAGCACAAUGAGAAAAGAGAAAGCUAUGGUGAUUCUCUUAUUAUUGAUCCAUGGGGAAGAAUUACAGCUCGACUACCUGCUUUUGCCUUGUCAGAUCGUCUUUCUACUGGAAUAGCCAUCGUUGAUAUUGAUUUAUUAAAUAUUGCCUCUGUGAGGACUAGGAUGCCGAUUUCAGAGGUAAUUCUAAAUCGACAUCUCUUUCUUGAAGAUGUGAAUGGUUUUCCAUUGUCCUGAUAAUCAACAUACUUAUUUUUAAAUAGCAUAAAAAGCUAGGCACUUGGUGAAAAGCUUCGUGUCUGUGAAAUUCCAUGCAAUGGCUUGUGAAUGCAAGAUAUAGCGAAGAGAUCUAUUGAGGCCAUUGAUGUUAGUGAAGUUCCUAGUAGAUGAAAGCAAGUAUGUCUAGAACUAUGUUGAAUGCUGGAAACAAAAGAGAGAGAUUUUAUUUAUGACAUCAAUAAAAGUAGAUGGAGAAAUACUCAUAAAUUCAUGUGCUGUGGCUUGAGUUACACAUUAAGCUAUUGAUACUCUAUUGCUUAGCAGCAAACAGGGCUUCUGUUCAAACUUAAUCUCAUUUAAACCAAAACUCUGUUGCCGUUGGAUAGUCACUAUGUUU
Dioscorea cayenensis subsp. rotundata (Guinea yam) is the source of this 1377-nucleotide messenger RNA. RefSeq names its product deaminated glutathione amidase, chloroplastic/cytosolic-like. The coding region runs from base 42 to 998 and encodes 318 amino acids. Gene Ontology annotation, molecular function: hydrolase activity, acting on carbon-nitrogen (but not peptide) bonds, in linear amides. The transcript is spliced from 8 exons. NCBI's taxonomy places the organism in Eukaryota, Viridiplantae, Streptophyta, Magnoliopsida, Dioscoreales, Dioscoreaceae. The record is from RefSeq and is a predicted model, not a curated record.